Messenger RNA from Talaromyces marneffei, 978 nucleotides. RefSeq lists its product as uncharacterized. Gene Ontology annotation, cellular component: P-body; nucleus. Gene Ontology annotation, molecular function: RNA 7-methylguanosine cap binding; hydrolase activity. The transcript has 2 exons. The record is from RefSeq and is a predicted model, not a curated record. NCBI's taxonomy places the organism in Eukaryota, Fungi, Ascomycota, Eurotiomycetes, Eurotiales, Trichocomaceae. Gene Ontology annotation, biological process: deadenylation-dependent decapping of nuclear-transcribed mRNA. The coding region runs from base 1 to 978 and encodes 325 amino acids.
AUGGCAGACAAAUCUGUGGCAGAAUCGCUCAUACCUCGAUUCCAGAUCGAGAAAUUGCUUAAUCAAGAUCAGAGUGAUCGUCGCAUUGCACUGCUCGGCAACAUCGACGGCAAGCAAGGCAUUCUCAUAGCCGAACGUGCAGCAUUCGCAACAGAGUCCCUCGAAGUCCUAAGAGCAUUUCAUUCCAGUAUAUCUCAAGUGCGCAAUCUAGGCGACAAUGACAUUUACAAAUGGUACAUGGCGAGUUCGUCACCACCAUCAACCAGCGACACAAACACCCCACCUGACCUGAAGAUAAAUCUCAUUUGGCCCUGUACCGCGCAACAUAUUCGCAAGUACUCUGCUCAAACUAUGCGCAUGGUUACUGAAACACCUCAAAUCUACAAAGACUACAUCCGUCCAUACAUGCAGCAGAAGCGCGAGGAAGGAAGACUCAAUUGGGUAUUCAACAUUCUUGAGGGCCGUACAGAGCAAGAAGACGUCAUACUUCGAGACAAGGGGACCAACCCUGAUGAGGAUGGAUUCUUGAUGUUACCUGAUCUCAAUUGGGAUCGAAAAACAGUCAGCUCAAUGCAUUUACUUGCCCUGGUCGAACGGCGAGAUAUAUGGUCAUUACGCGAUCUGAAGCGGAAGCAUAUACCCUGGCUCAAGUAUCUGAGACAAAGACUCAUUGACGCUACAGUCAAGACAUAUGAAGGUCAAAUAGAGGGAGAUCAGUUGAAAAUGUAUGUUCACUAUCAGCCGACAUACUAUCAUUUCCAUGUCCAUAUUGUCAACGUCAUGUUGGAAGCGGGCUCGACACAAGCAGUCGGAAAGGCAUUCGGCUUGGAGAAUAUUAUUGGACAACUUGAAGCCAUUGCUGGAGAUGAUGAAGCUGGUAUGGCUGAUGUGAGUUUAUCGUAUUUCUUGGGGGAAGCGAGUGAGCUGUGGAGUACUGUCUAUGAACCGCUGAAGAAAGGCGAAACUCCAAAAGUUUGA